Molecule: messenger RNA, 1314 nt
Organism: Parasteatoda tepidariorum (common house spider)
Lineage: Eukaryota; Metazoa; Arthropoda; Arachnida; Araneae; Theridiidae
Product: monocarboxylate transporter 12-like
Biological process (GO): transmembrane transport
Molecular function (GO): monocarboxylic acid transmembrane transporter activity
Source: RefSeq, a predicted model, not a curated record
AUGAUUCAACUAACAUCUAAUGAUUUUAGGGUGCUAGUUGGAGCAUCUGCAAUCAAUUUCUUGAUAGCUGGUAGUGCCAGACUUUCUACAAUAUUUUUUGUCGAAUCAUUAACUCGUUACAAUGCAAGUAGGAAAGAGGCCUCUUUAGUUUAUGUUUUGCCUUAUCUGGUGAGAACUCUUUCAGGUCCUCUGAUUGGAUACUUUGAUCAAAUAUUCGGAUUAAGAAAGCUCAUUAUCGCGGGAUGUCUGGUGUCUACGCUAAGUAUAGGGUUUUGCUUUUUUGCCGAAGAUAUUUUUACAGUCACAAUUUUAUGGGGCGGAUUAUUUGGUUUCGGUUACGGAUUAUCACACCAAACUAUUCCACCUUAUCUCAACCAACAUUUUUCUGAAAAUAAAAGUACAGCAAAUGGUCUGGCAUUGACGUUUGCAAGUCUAGGUGCAAUUUUAUUACCUCCCGUAAUGCAGGUUUGCAUAAACUUGUACGGAUUGUCUGGAUGCUUCUUAGUUCUCUCUGCUAUGGUAGCAAACACCAUUCCAGCUAGCCUAGCGAUGCCAAAUCUUUCAAAUAAUGAUUCACCGAAGAAAAAUAAAAAUUUCCCUGCAAAUGGCCUCACUACUGAAACUAAUUCUGCAAAACAAAUUCAGAAAAGUGAUAAAGAUAAUUACAUUGCAGAAAGAAAUAUAAGAAAUUUCCCUGGGAAUAAGAUUUUUGUUGUUUUUAUUGACCCAGCAUUUAUUAUAAUGCUUAUUAUCAAUAGCUGUUUUAUGUUUAUUGUUGUAACAAUAUGGACUAUAAUUCUUGAUUACAGCUUGGAUAAAAAUCUAGAUGAAGGCAUGAAAAUACACGUAGUUACAAUUAUAUCAGUGUCUGACUUAAUUAGUCGUUUCUCUUCUGGAUUUAUCAUUGAUGCAAAAUGUAUGGAACUCACCAAACUGACAUUUAUUUGUUUCUUCAGUACGGGUCUAUUGCUUAUAGUUUUUGUGUUUGUGUAUAAUUCUUUGUUUCUGAUGAUAUGCGAGUUUGCAAUAUAUUUUAUAUUCGGAUUACUGUUCCUUUUAACUAUUGCACUGGUUCCAGAAUUUAUAGAAGAUGAUAAAAGGACUAUGGCACUGACUAGUAGACAUAUACUGAGUAUUCCACUUAGUUUAGCAACUCCGUCUAUCAUAGGUUAUUUUAGAGGAACUCAUGGUUCAUAUGACGGUGUGUUCUAUAUUUUGGGCAUAACAUGUAUUUUCUGUGCUUUUUCAGCGUGUUUCCUUCCUUACCUAGCGAAGAAGAAAACGAGAACUCCUGACCUUGAAUGUGCUACAUAG